AAUUUGGAUGAAAAAUUUAGUUACCGUUUGACAAGAUAAAUAAGCAGAGGCUUCUGCUACGGUAACAGAGAAUAGUUCUGAGCAUCGUCGUACUCCUUUUACUUUAUUAUAUCGAUUGUGUAACAAAAAAACAAUGGAAUCAAAAAGCCAUAAACUACCAGUUCGUUAUAUACCUCAAACUAAGGGUGUCAUGCCACUUCGCAAACGUGUUGAUGAGCUGUCGGUGGGAAAUAAUUCGUUGAAUUCGAACCGAGAAAGAGAAAUUAGUCGUGUUAACGUUAAAGUCAACGCGUUGGAAAAAGAGUCAACGAGUUCGAACCAAAACUAUGAGACAGGAAUCGGCGGUGUUAAUUUUCAAUUUUUCAGUGCGUCGGAGACCGAGUUAGAAGACGAUGUCAAAGACGAGAUCGAAAAUAUACUCGACGAGCUAUCGUUGGAAAAAGAGUCGACGAGUUCGAACCAAGACUAUGAGACAGGAAUCGGCGGUGUUAAUUUUCAAUUUUUCAGUGCGUCGGAGACCGAGUUAGAAGACGAUGUCAAAGACGAGAUCGAAAGUAUACUCGAUGAGCUAUCGUUGGAAAAAGACUCGACGAGUUCGAGCUAUGACUACGAGAAAGGAGUCAGCGGUGUUAACUUUCAAUUUUACAGUGCGCCGCAGCCCGGGAUAGAAGCCAAUGUCGACGACGAGAACAAAAGUAUAAUCGAUGAGACAUCGCCGAACAAAGAGUCGUCGUAUUCGAACCGCGACUAUGAGAACGAAAUUUCGUACCGUGUUGAUUUUAAAAUUAGUUCGUUGGAGCCCGAGGUAGAAGCCGAAGUUAACGACGAGACAUCGCUGAAAAAAGAGUCGUCGUACUUUAGCCAAUACUACGAGAAAGGAAUUGUCCAAGCCGACGUUGAAGUUAUCGUGUUAUCGUCGGAUGACGAAGCAGAAGCCGACGUCAACGACGAGAACAAAAAUAUGAUGGCGGAGAAUAAACAAAGUAGUUCUGUAGUCCCAUUCGUAGGGCAAGUUAAAAAGAAUAGGAAAAGAAGGAUUUCUCGGGAGAGGCUGCCCCAGCUCGUGGCAGUAGCUCGAAGAUCUUGCGACAGUCAGGGAUUACUGUUUGAUUGAGGGCAAGUCCAAUACCAAUUAUAGCAUCGAUUGAAAUCGUCAAAAAUUAAAAUUUCAUUAAAUUAAAAGUAUGAUUUAUUUUUUAACUCGUGAACUAUGUAAAGAAAUUAACUGAUCUUGUGAACGGUUUCAUAUAUCGAUUGCCACCAAGUUGAAUUUUUAUAAUGUAACUUGAAUUUUCGAAAGAAAAGACUUGCAGAUAGAAACAAA
Trichogramma pretiosum is the source of this 1324-nucleotide messenger RNA. RefSeq lists its product as uncharacterized. The coding region runs from base 134 to 1114 and encodes 326 amino acids. The transcript has 2 exons. The record is from RefSeq and is a predicted model, not a curated record. Lineage: Eukaryota; Metazoa; Arthropoda; Insecta; Hymenoptera; Trichogrammatidae.